CUGCCUGCCACAGGAAGCCCCGCCAGCGGCCUCCGAGGGCCCCGCAGGGCGAGCCACAAGGCCGAGCAGGUCCAGGUGUCUGCUGAUCCAGGCUAUUUGGACACCCUGACUCAGGUUCUGGGGACCCUCCCACCCCCCCAAGGGGGCAGAAUGGAGUUAGAGGAGGGUUACAAUGGAAGUUCAGCCCUGGGAGCUCAAGGGGGCGCGGCUAUGUCCAUCAUUGGUGCAGAAGAUGAGGAUUUUGAAAAUGACAUUGAACCUUUCCAGCAUCCGGACACUCAAACCAGUUUGUUCCAAAACCUGGAGAUCUUGAUGAAGCAUCCUGCCUACCUGAUGGUUUUUAUACAACAUGUGGUGUUGCAGUUUGACUCAAGCCCUGUGCUCUGUUACCUGCAUGUGGACCUCAUUCUAAACCGCCUCGGGCCCAAGGAAGCCAAGAAGCAAUUCGUGGAUUUUUGUCAUGCCUUCUUGGACAAAACUGGGCUGCUGCGAGUCCCUGUUCCGAAUGCUGUGCAAUUUGAACUGGACCGAAACAGACCGGAUCUCAUCCCGGAAGACCAACUGAAAAAAUAUUUGCAGGACAUCCAAUCCUUUCAAGAGGUGGAGAUCUCCCAGCAGUUGGAAGAUUUCAGGGAAAAACGGAAAAUGGGAAUGACCCCAGGAGAGAAGGAGCUUUUUGAACUGGAAGGCUAUCGGACCAAGGACAAAGGCAUCAGGGAGGCCAAAGAGAAACAGCUGGCCGAACAGCUGAUGGCCAAACUGGAGGAGAUGCACCUCACCAUUUCUGCCGACGAGGAAAAAAGCUCUGCCAUAUAUACUGCCAUUGUCACAUAUAUGAAGCAUCUGGGGGUUAAGACCAAGACAGCUGAUAACAAGAAGUCGAAGGCUAACUUUUUCCGCAAAAAGAUUUCCAAGAAACCAGAGGAAGCUCUCAAACCAAAGAAAGGCUUCAGCAUUUUGGACCCAGCCCGCUGGAACCGUGGGGAUUCCCAUUAUUCUGAUUACAGACAGCCCAAACCUGAGGGUGAAGCAGCUGAGAAGACACCAGCCUUGGACAAAAAAGCCAAGUUAACAGAAGGAACGUCUGGGCGUAGCAAAGGGACCCCUUCGAUGCAAGAUCCCUCUGGUGUGUCCGUCACUGUGCAUCCCCCACCUGGAGAGAGCAAUGAUGCAGAGCAGGGGUUGGACAGUCCAGCUCUAGCUGAUUCGGGAGAUUCACCAGUUGCUGAACAAGCCGUGGCUGGAGAGCAGCUCUCGCUGGAUGAAAGCGCCGAAAAUGAAAGGCUGCCAGGGAAGUUGGGCCGCUCGGAGAGCCUGCGGGUUUACGAGCGGAAGCGGUCUCAGCGAGGCUCAGCCAAAGGCAAACAGCCACGUUCGCGGAGCGAUGUGGACAUCGAAGCCGCGGCCCGGGCCAACGAGCUGGAAGAAAAACCAACUCUAGAACAGGCUCGGCAGAAGCAGGGAAGUCGCAAUUUGGAGCCCGGAGGGGCCGGGGGAGGGGAACCCCCGCCGUCCUUUCUGCUUCCCCAGUCUGAGGAGUUUGAGCCGCGUGUUUCGGAACUGGAACUGGACCCGCCAAACUGGCGGGAGCUUGUCCCCCCCGACACCCUCCUCAGGCUGAAGAAAAGUGAAGUAAAGCGGCAAGAAGUGAUCAACGAGCUGUUUAUCACAGAGCACGCCCAUCUGCGGAUGCUCCGGGUGUUGCUUGAGGUUUUCUACCAGCCAUUGUUGACCGAGGGAUUCUUCACCGAGAGCGAACUGGUGAACAUUUUCCCCAGUCUGGAGGACUUGAUCGACGAACACAAAGUUUUUCUGGAAAACAUGAAGAGGCUGAGGGAGGAGAAUAAUUUGAUUGUCUCCGAAAUUGGAAGCACUCUGCUGGCUAGAUUCGAUGGGUCUGAAGGAAACUGGUUUCAGAAGAUCUCCUCUCGGUUCUGUAGCCGCCAAUCCUUUGCAUUGGAACAGCUGAAGGCAAAGCAGAAGAAAGAAACUCGUUUCAACCAGUUCAUCCAGGAAGCAGAAAGCAAACCUCGAUGCCGGCGAUUACAACUGAAGGACAUCAUUCCUAUUGAGAUGCAGAGGCUAACCAAGUAUCCAUUGUUGCUCCACUCUAUCGCCAAAUGCACCGAGGAAGCUGAGGAGCGUCAGAAGGUGGAAAAGGCGGCCGAAUGUUGUCGUCAGAUCCUCAACCACGUCAACCAAGAAGUCCGCGUUAUGGAGAAUUUACUGAAACUCAAAGACUAUCAGCGGCGUUUGGACCUCUCCAAUCUUAAACAAAGCACAGAUCCCCUGCUGAGUGAAUUUCGGAACACAGAUAUCACCAAGCGAAACCUUGUGUACGAGGGACCCCUGACAUGGCGAGUUACCAAGGAUAAAUCAGUAGAUGUUCACGUCCUCUUGCUGGAUGAUAUCUUGGUCCUUCUCCAAAAGCAGGAAGAGCGCCUGGUGCUCAAGUGUCACAGCCGCACAAUCACCCCAACCCCUGACGGGAAACAAAUGCUGUCCCCCAUCAUCAAGCUCAAUUCUGCCAUGACCCGUGAAGUGGCCACAGACAUCAAAGCUUUCUACGUGAUCUUCAGCUGGGAGAACGGAGCUCAGAUCUAUGAACUGGUGGCUCAGACCGUGUCGGAGAGAAAGAACUGGUGCAACAUAAUUAGCGAUACUGCCGGUUCACUGAAACUACCCGCUUCCAGUGCCAAACCUCGGCUUUCGGUAACAAACCGAAUCUCACCACAUAGUCCCAGCUACUAUUCAGAAACACUCCUGGGUGGAGCAGAAAAUGGCGGCCCCCUCAAGGAGGCACUGCAGUCAGAGGAACAAGAAAAAGAUGGAAUGCUAGAAGGUGGAGAGUUUGAGGAACGGAACCCUGUUGGUGGAGCAAAGAUGGACAAAGUGGUGGAGACCUUCAUGACUGACCUACAGACGUUCUGCAGAUCUCCACCUCCUGGCCAGGCCUCUCUAGCCUCUUCUGCACAGGACCGAGUUUUGGCCCUGAAGAGGCUACUCCAGAUACCGGACGAAGGAGAGGCCCUCUUUCCCGUAGAACCUACAGAUCUUUCUCCAGAGAAUGGAGGCCCCCAGGAGGGAGAAGAGGAAUGGAAUGGGACGUUCAGGAUUGAAGGAGAUAACAGCAGGAGGCUUCCAGCAUUUAUCUCCACAGCAGGUUCUUUGAACGGCCCUCCAGAUCCAGAGUGGAGUUCUGAACACCUGGAUAAGGAAAGUCCCCGUUUCUCCAUCGUUCUGUCCCUCCAGCAAUCUGACGGAGUGAAGCAUCACUUAAAGCUUCUAGAAGAUGCAAUUCAGGGUCUGAAGGAUAUAGAAACAGAAUACUGGAGGCUUCAGCAGCUGGUGGGGAAGUUUACGUCAUCUCAACAAUCUGGUUCCACAUGAGACUUGGCCAAGCGAGGCCUUUUGGAAGCAAAUGAAGGAAGAGACUGGGCUAAUCCGUUUAUCCUGCCAGCACGAGGCAACCCCACGGGGAUCUAAGCUACUGCUUGAUUUGUAUAGGGAGCGAUGCUGUGGAUUUUGUACAUAGAAUUUUCUGCCUAAAACACAUUAUAAGGGGAAAUGUUUAGAGCACGGGUAUCCAAUAUUCACAACUUUUAAGACCUUGGGGACUUCAACUCCCAGAAUUCCCCAGCCGGCCAUGCCGGCUGGGGAAUUCUGGGAGUUAAAGUCCACACACAUCUUCAAGUUGCCAAGGUUGGACACCCCUGAUUUAGAGGUCGAAGCAUCUUAUUUAGAAAAAGUCCUGCAAAACCUUUCAGGUC
Messenger RNA from Pseudonaja textilis, 3770 nucleotides. RefSeq names its product Rho guanine nucleotide exchange factor 1 (gene ARHGEF1). NCBI's taxonomy places the organism in Eukaryota, Metazoa, Chordata, Lepidosauria, Squamata, Elapidae. The record is from RefSeq and is a predicted model, not a curated record. Gene Ontology annotation, cellular component: cytoplasm. Gene Ontology annotation, molecular function: guanyl-nucleotide exchange factor activity; G protein-coupled receptor binding. Gene Ontology annotation, biological process: G protein-coupled receptor signaling pathway.